CUGAUAUUGAGCAAUGAUCUUGAAACUGGUAUCAUAACGAAUAAAAGUGCAAUGGAUAUCGUUCAAGUUGGCAGAACAGAAGUUCGAUUGAUAUCGUUGCGUUCCAACAUCCAGAAGUGGCAUCUCUAUACCGGAAAGCAACAAAAAAGAUGCUCUCAAGUCGCAAGAACCUCCUUCAAUGGACCGCAAUGUCCAUAAUCCUCAAGCUCUCGAAUCCCCAAGCCCUCACAUCCACAACUCCCUCUAUCUCCGCGUCAAUUGCUCCACUCGUUACCAGACUCCUUAGACUGUGCCCAAUCCUCUCUCGUCAUUCUUGGGUGCCUCUAGUGAUGUAUGCCCUGAACACUUACCUGGACAGAAAAGUCAUCCAGUUACCGCUCCCAAUCCGAACUAUGUUUGCUGUACCUGGACGCCCGGGCAUUUGCCUUCGAAUUCCAGUCACAGAGUGGCUGUUUUACACUCCUGAACCCCUCUACUUGCCGCCAUUUUGCUUCUUGGACGUGUGCGUUGGCCGGAAUGGCAUCACCGGAGAUACAACCUCUUCAACUUAUGCUUCCCGGAGUGCGGGAGCAUCGUGAACCUCUAUAGCUUCUGCUUCUUCUUGUCUCCUAUAAAGUGCCAAGUAUUCCUCUGUCUUGUGGUUGUCAGCUUCUCUAGUCUUCAUCACACUGCAGUUCAUCUGGCCUACAUUCAUAAAUCCAAUUGAACUACAACUCCUCUCAUCAUAUACUCGUUACAACCAACGAACACAAUGGAUUACCAGAACUUCCAGAUGAAUCCGGA
Colletotrichum acutatum is the source of this 783-nucleotide messenger RNA. RefSeq lists its product as uncharacterized. Lineage: Eukaryota; Fungi; Ascomycota; Sordariomycetes; Glomerellales; Glomerellaceae. The transcript has a single exon. The record is from RefSeq and is a predicted model, not a curated record. The coding region runs from base 150 to 578 and encodes 142 amino acids.